Penicillium atrosanguineum is the source of this 1860-nucleotide messenger RNA. RefSeq lists its product as uncharacterized. The transcript has a single exon. Lineage: Eukaryota; Fungi; Ascomycota; Eurotiomycetes; Eurotiales; Aspergillaceae. The coding region runs from base 1 to 1860 and encodes 619 amino acids. The record is from RefSeq and is a predicted model, not a curated record.
AUGCGCUACUCUCUCAUCAACGGCCUGCUUAUGCUGGCUGUCUCCCCCUUCACCUCUCUGGCUCUUCCGGUCGACCCCAAUGACCAGGCUGGCCAGUGGGAUCCUUCUGGCCAGUACCGUAAGGGCCACUAUGUGAAUGGAGAGUUCAUCCCAAAUGAUGGUGGCGAGGUCGGCAUCUACGAGAACGGCCAGUACAACAACGGCGAGAACUACAACAACGGCCAAUACACCAAUGGCCAGUAUAACAACGGCCAGUAUAACAACGGCCAGUACAACAAUGGUCAAUAUAAUGACGGCCGCGUCCAGCGUCGCUGGGUGCCCGGUGUCGACCUUCCUGGCGAGCGCUACCGUGGUGCUUUCCGUCGCCCUGAGGGCCGUAUUGGUAUUCCCGGCAUCCACGCCCGUACCUGGCCUUUCACCGGCACCAACAACAACCAGGGCGGUUGGACCGAUGCCAACGGUCAGUGGCACUCCAACAACCAGAACAACCAGCAGAACGGCUGGACUGAUGCCAAUGGCCAGUGGCACGAGAACAACAACCAGGGCGGAUGGACUGAUGCCAACGGACAGUGGCAUGCAACCGCCAAGCGUGGUCUUCCAGGCGUCCCUGGUGUUGGUGUUCCUGGUGUUGGUGUUCCUGGUGUUGGUGUUCCCGGAGUUGGUGUCCCUGGAGCCGGUAUUCCUGGAGCCGGUGUUCCUGGUGUUCUCGGUACUGGAGCCCCUAACGUUGGUGCCGCUGGUAUGACUGGUGCCAACCGCAUGAACCAUCCCGGCACUCCUGCUACUGGUGCUACUGGUAUCCUCCGCCGCUGGGCACCCGACAACGAAGGCUACAACAACGGUCAGUACAACAACGGCGAGUACAAUGGUCAGUACAACAACGGCCAGUACAACAACGGCCAGUAUAACAACGGUCAGUAUAACAACGGCGAAUACAACAAUGGCGAGUACAACAACGGAGCUGGCCGCACUGGCGCGACUGAGAUUGAUGGCCCUUCUGGCUCUAUCACUGUCUCCCGCCGCUGGAUCCCUGAGAACGAGAACGGCCAAUACAACAACGGUCAAUAUAACAAUGGCGAGUACAACAACGGCCAGUACGACAACGGACAGUACAACAACGGCCAGUACAACAACGGCCAGUACAACAACGGCCAGUACAACAACGGAGUUGGCCGUCAAAUUGCCCACAUUGAUGGCCCGUCUGGCUCUAUCACCGCCCCUGUCCGCCGCUGGAUUCCCGAUAACGAUCGCUAUGACAACGACCGCUACAACGAUGACCGCUACAACAAUAACGACUGGAACCGUGAGAACCGUGAUGGCCAGCUUGACCGUGACGCCGCAAACAUUGCCGAAUCCGUGACUCCUACUAUUGUUGUCCGACGCUGGACGCCCGCCGAAGAGGGCGUGAUCGAAGAGCAGAACCGCCAGGCUGAGAUCAACGUCGAGCGCCCUACCGGUGUUUUUGCCCGCUGGUGGCCCUCUAGCUGGCCUCGCCCCUGCGGCCGCUACGAUGCCAGCUGCAACAACAACAACAACAACAACAACAACCGCUACAAUGACAACGAUAACUACGACAACUAUGACCGCUGCGAGAACGCCGACCGCAACGACCGCAACGGCUGGUCCUGCCGUAGCGACUGGAACCGCAACCGUGCCACUCCCACCCCCAGUGUGAUUAUCGCCCGCAACCAGCCCAGCUAUGACAACACGGAGAACUACAACUACAAGAACGGCCACGAUGACAACAACGACUACAACUACAAGAACGGCCACGAUGACAAAGAAUCUAGCUAUGUCAGCGAUGCUGAGCGCGACCACCAGAGCCACGCCUCCGCUACUCCCACUGCCACUGCUAACUAG